Molecule: messenger RNA, 2729 nt
Organism: Capsicum annuum
Lineage: Eukaryota; Viridiplantae; Streptophyta; Magnoliopsida; Solanales; Solanaceae
Product: peroxisomal acyl-coenzyme A oxidase 1
Exons: 14
Coding region: 545-2539 (664 amino acids)
Biological process (GO): fatty acid beta-oxidation using acyl-CoA oxidase; lipid homeostasis; long-chain fatty acid metabolic process
Cellular component (GO): peroxisome
Molecular function (GO): fatty acid binding; acyl-CoA oxidase activity; FAD binding
Source: RefSeq, a predicted model, not a curated record
AUUCAUAAACUAACAGUAAUUUCUAUGUUAAUUUAGAUAAAGUUUAUUCUUGAUGCGAGUUUGAAAUUAGAUUCAUUAUAUCUGUUUGAUUGACAAUAUCAAUCUCAAAAUAAAUUAUAUUGUCAAUCAGACAAAAUCUAAAUCCAACUUAAUUAAUUAGCUGUAAUAUAUUUUAUCUUAUUCCGCAUAAUAAAGUAGUAUAAAAUUAAUCUCAAUUUAAUUUUAAAAUCCUUAUCCUAUCCAGCAUAUCAAAAUAUUCCAAAUAUAAAAAACAAAUUAAAGUGCAAAAACAUUUUUUGAGUCAAAAUGUGAUUAAUUGCAGGAUUGCGAGUAUAAAGCAUCAGCACACAGGAGACGAGGACAAGUAGUACUAUAAAUAGGCACACGUCUAAAACGUUCUUGGGAUACUCAAUCGUGUUCAAUCUCCCUUAUCCUGUCCUUUCUUGAAUUUGGGUAUUUGUAUUACAGCCCACCCAAGAUUGGUUCUUUCACUUUGUGUUGAGAAUUUUGCUUUUGGUUUUGAUCUGAUAGAGUGAGUGAGAUAAUGGAGGGUGUAGAUUACUUAGCUGAUGAAAGGAAGAAAGCUGAAUUUGAUGUGGAUGAGAUGAAGAUUAUUUGGGCUGGUUCUCGUCAUCAUUUUCAACUCUCUGAUCGUAUCUCUAAGCUUGUUGCUAAUGAUCCUGGUUUCAGUAAGGAGGGCAGGACCAUGCUUCCUAGGAAAGAGCUAUUCAAGAGCACUCUAAGGAAGGCAGCAUAUGGAUGGAAACGGAUCAUUGAACUUCGUCUUACUGAAGAAGAAGCUACUGUGUUAAGGCGUUACGUAGAUGAGCCUGCUUUCACUGAUCUUCAUUGGGGAAUGUUUAUACCUGCCAUAAAAGGACAGGGCACAGAUGAACAGCAGAAAAAGUGGCUGCCAUUGGCCCAAAAGAUGCAAUUAAUUGGCUGUUAUGCUCAAACUGAACUUGGUCAUGGGUCCAAUGUUCAAGGCCUUGAAACCACUGCCACAUUUGAUCCACAAACAGAUGAAUUUGUCAUUCAUAGUCCAACAUUGACGUCAAGCAAGUGGUGGCCUGGUGGAUUGGGUAAAGUGUCCACCCAUGCUGUUGUGUACGCUCGUCUUAUAACAGAUGGUAAAGAUUAUGGGAUUAAUGGUUUUAUUGUUCAAUUACGGAGCUUGGAGGACCACAAACCUCUUCCAGGCGUUACUGUUGGAGACAUUGGAAUGAAAUUUGGGAAUGGAGCAUACAAUUCCAUGGAUAAUGGAGUACUAAGAUUUGAUCAUGUGCGCAUUCCUAGAGAUCAAAUGUUGAUGAGGGUUUCGCAAGUUACUAAGGAAGGAAAAUAUGUUCAAUCUGAUGUUCCCCGACAACUUCUUUAUGGGACCAUGGUAUAUGUACGGCAAACAAUUGUAGCAGAUGCUUCCCUUGCGAUGUCUCGGGCUGUGUGUAUUGCAACCAGAUACAGUGCCGUUCGUAGACAAUUCGGCUCUCAGAAUGGUGGACAAGAAACUCAGGUGAUUGACUACAAAACUCAGCAAAACAGGCUCUUCCCCUUGUUGGCUUCUGCAUAUGCCUUCAGAUUUGUUGGUGAGUGGCUGAAAUGGUUGUACACGGAUGUUACCCAAAGACUGCAAGCAAAUGAUUUCUCAACAUUGCCGGAGGCGCAUGCAUGUACCGCAGGAUUGAAGUCUUUGACCACCUCUGCCACUGCUGAUGGAAUUGAAGAAUGCCGAAAGUUAUGUGGAGGUCAUGGUUAUCUUUGUAGCAGCGGGCUUCCAGAAUUAUUUGCCGUUUAUGUCCCUGCCUGUACAUACGAAGGAGAUAAUGUCGUGCUACAACUACAGGUUGCAAGGUUUCUUAUGAAGACCGUUUCACAACUGGGCACUGGAACGAAGCCAGUUGGUACCACUUCUUAUAUGGGAAGAAUUGAAUACUUGAUGCAAUGUCGUUCUGAUGUGAAACAAGCUAUGGACUGGAUGAAACCUAGUGCAAUAGUGGAAGCAUAUGAAGCAAGGGCUGCCAGGAUGUCUGUUGCCUGUGCCAAGAGGCUUAGCAAGUUCGAUAAUCAAGAAGAAGGCUUUGCAGAACUAGCAGCUGAUUUAGUUGAAGCAGCAGUUGCUCAUUGUCAAUUAAUUGUAGUCUCCAAGUUUGUUGAGAAGUUGCAACAAGACAUUCCCGGUAAGGGGGUUAAGCAACAGCUGGAGGUGCUUUGUGGCAUCUAUUCCCUCUACCUUCUUCACAAACAUCAAGGAGAUUUUCUUGGGACUGGCUACAUCACCUCAAAGCAGGCGUCACUGGCUAAUGACCAGCUCAGAGCCUUGUAUUCUAAGCUUCGUCCAAAUGCUAUAUCGCUGGUUGAUGCAUUUAACUAUACCGAUCACUACCUUGGUUCAAUUCUUGGACGUUAUGAUGGAAACGUGUAUCCAAAGCUGUACGAGGCUGCAUGGAAGGAUCCUCUCAACGAUUCAGAUGUUGCCGAUGGCUUCCAUGAAUAUGUCAGGCCACUGCUCAAGCAGCAACUACGAACUGCUAGACUGUGAAGCAAGAACUGCAGCAGAUAUACACAAUAGUAUAACUGUUGUAACGUGCUGUGCCAAUAAAUCCGUUAUGACUUAAUAUCUUGUUGAAUAAGGUUCUUGAACUCUUGAAAGGAAACUGUAAUGUAUGAUUUUAGCAUUUUUUCCCUCGCAGAAUUAUGAAAAAGAUUAGAUUAAUUUUUUUUCUUCAAAA